CAACACUAACUAGGAAACAUAAUACUACUUUAACAAGGACUACUACUACUAAUUAAGCUUCUAAAUAACCAAAUUUAAUAAUUGUAAUGUACUUUUCCUUUGAGGAACUAUUUUUAAAAUUAUUUUAUUUUAGUUAUUUUUUGAUUUUGUUAGUUGUUUGUCCAAAUAGAGCAGACCCAAAUGUCCAACCAGACCAGACCCAACCAAUUUGUGCAAUUUGACCCGACUGGGCGGUCCCUUCUUCCUCCUAGUAUCGCUGACCAGCAGAGACUUUUUGUUUUUUUUUUUAAACGGAGAGAAUUUUUCUCUCUUACGCGUUCUGGAUCGGCGCAGCGGAAGCCGAAAGGUAUUACAGAGACCACUGCCGAAGAGCAAAAGAGGUACCCAACCGCAUUUCCGGCCCAAAAUCUGCGGUUCCGGUCCCGGGUCUCUCCGGCUAUGGUGUCGACCUGAUACCAGCAGCAGCUCGUCGACAGAGGGGAAAGAGGAACAUCGCGAUUGGGGCGAUUGUGGCGUCGACGAAAAUGUUUUAGGAAGAGAGGUAUUGGGGCGAUUGGAGCGACGGCGACCAGUGGGAGCGACCAGCAGCAGCCACGGCGACCAGUGGGAGCGACCAGCAGCAACGGCGCGACCAGUUACCCAGCAGCAGCGGCGACGGCGCGGUGACCAGUUACCCAGCAGCAGCGGCGAAGGCGUUAGGUUUAAGGCGUUGGGUUUUCAAUCCGUCUGAAUCCGAUGAAGAGUGACUCCUGCAAAUUUGAAUUGGGUAAUUUCUUCUUGUGAAUGCUGGGCUCGAGUGCGGCGGCAGCCUGUUCAUUUGUCGAGAGCGUCGAACGAAUGGCCAAAGGCAGCAACUUUUUCUUUCAUCUGGCUAUCGGCGGGGAGCUGAAUCCUCAAUAGCGGCGGGUAAUUGAAGGAACUGUUGGUCGGGCUUGGGUGGGGAUAAUUCUAGGGCGAUAAUUCGUUAGGCUGAGAAUAAGGGUAAAUGUGUCAACUAUUGAAAUUUAGGGCGGAAUUUUUGGAAUUCUAGGGCGAUAAAUAUUAGCUCCCUAUCAAUCUGGCCAUCGAUACAUGAAUUAAUCGGUCCAACCGACUGUUAUGAUUCAUUUAACUUCUUUUAAUAAUUUUAAUUAUGAAAAGGCUAUAAUCAAGGAGAAAAUUAAAUGAAAAAUAAAUAAAAAAAGACGAGAAAAGAAAAGGUAGAGAGGUGGCGGUGGGGCCCGGGUCCGCCGGAGAUGGAGAGUCGCUAUACUAAAUUCCCUCGCCAUCCCAAACGGUCUUCGUCUUCAUCAUUCUCCCUAACACCACUGGAAAACCUUCUCUCAAGCUCACGGGCCGCAGCUCUACCCUUCCCUUUGCUUCGCUUCCCAGCUAAUACUUCCCAAUUCCCCUUUCACCUACUCUUCUCCCUCUUCAUUUCCCACUUAGAUUCGCUUUCUUAGCUCUGGAAACCAGAUCCCGUUUGCUUGAUUGUUUCCUGGGUUCGUCUCAUUGCUUCUCCUUUCCGAGCUCUGCUUUCGAUCCAUGACUUUUACUUCCACUUAGGGGCGGGAAAUGUUAUCCGACGGAGACGCCUCACUCCGCCGCGAUUUCGAGGCGUUGACAGUCUCCCGCCGUCUGGUACGGACAGUCAGCCAGAAGCUGAGAAAGAAGGCGACGCCCGAUCAAGAUUCUCCCGCCAACGAUGGGUUUUCGUUGAAAUGUCUUACCCUGAUGGGACGAGGAGGCGGCUGCAAGGUCGGGGCCGAUACCGGAGAUGAUUUUGUGGGAGACUCCGGCGGCCGGAGGAGGUCGUCAACUUCCAGCGAUGAAGCGGGCAGGACGCCUUACAAGCCCAUCUGCGGCGGGGAAGAGACGGGAGUCGAUUGCUUCUUUAGAGAAAUGUUUUGGAAGAAGCACAGCAGCAGGAGGGAUUUGCAGAUUGAGGCGGCUCCGAUUGCGAAUCCAUUGGAUACCAGCAAGCUGCACAUCUUUCUUCCUGACGAUAUUCUAGAGCUCUGCCUGGUAAGACUUCCUCUAACCAGUCUCAUGAAUGCUCGCCUUGUCUGCAAGAAAUGGAAGAACUUGACUACUAGCCCUAGGUUCUUGACCAUGAGAUGGGAAGGCUUGUAUAGGACACCGUGGUUGUUUCUGUUUGGAACUGUUAGGGAUGGGUAUUGCUCAGGGGAGAUUCAUGCUUUGGAUACUUGCCAAGACAAAUGGCACAAAAUUGAUGCUGACAUUCUGAAAGGGAGGUUCAUGUUCUCGGUUCAAAGCGUUCACGAUGACGAAAUCUAUGUCGUGGGAGGCCGGUCUAGCCUCGGUCAACCAGGGAGACUAGAUUGGAGUUCAUUCAAGACUCACAAAGGGGUAACGGUGUUUAGCCCUGUGACCAAAUCGUGGCGAAAGGUGGCCUCCAUGAGGUAUGCUAGGUCAAUGCCGGUCCUUGGAGCAUCCGAGGUGGGUCCGGAUUUCAAUUCUGGUCAUCUCCAUCAUCAUCAGGAGAGGCGUUUUCCCAGGUCGAGGAUUGGUGGGGUGUCCGAUGUGUACGAAGAUCCUCACAGGCUAUCUCUUAGGCGGCAGUAUAAUGAAGUGUCGUUCAUGGCCAACAGAAAGUCUCACUCUCACUCUCACUCUCAAAAGUCCAUGAGGCAGAGAAGUAGCAAUUGGUUGAAUGCGAAAUGUAGCAAGAGGUUCGUGCUGAUUGCAGUUGGAGGACUCGGGCCAUGGGACGAGCCAUUGGAGUCUGGAGAAAUCUAUGAUCCUUUGACCAACAAAUGGUCAGAGAUUCAAAGGCUGCCUGUGGAUUUUGGAGCAGUUAGUUCCGGAGUUGUCUGCAAUGGGAUCUUCUACGUGUACUCCGAGAUCGACAAGCUGAUGGGGUAUGACAUAGAGAGGAGAUUCUGGAUGGGAAUCCAAACUUCCCCCUUCCCUCCUCGAGUUCUUGAGUACUACCCUAAGCUUGUGGCAUCCAAUGGCCGACUAUUCAUGCUCUCCGUCUCAUGGUGCGAAGGGGAUGGCCGAAUCGGGCAGAGGAACAAGGCUGUUAGAAAAAUGUGGGAGCUUGAUCUUGUUUACAUGAACUGGAGUGAAGUCUCGGUUCAUCCUGAUGCUCCGAUGGAUUGGAAUGCCGUGUUUGUAGCUGACAGAGGGCAGAUAUAUGGGAUCGAGAUGUUCAAGAUAUUUGGUCAGUUGUUGGAUUUCUCGACCGUGUGUGAUGUCUCUGGUUCAGGGACAACCAGCUGGAGGCAUGUCUCGAGGAGUCACGUCGGUCAUGAGCUAGAUGCUUCUUCCUGCAUGAUGAAAUCCUUGUCAGUGCUGCAUCUGUGAAAAGGCCGUGGCGGAAUUGAAUGGCUCUCUCUCAUAGAAUUGAUGCUUCUUGUUCAUGCAAUGAUUUUGAAUCCGCUUCGGCAAUGCUGACUCAGUGAAGUUUCCAUGGAGGAAGUUUCUGAGUUACACCCCCCCUUGUUUAUAGACGGAUCUGAAUUCUUCGUCAUCUUUGCUCAUGUUGUUUCCAUAACAAACUUUAUUUAUCCAAUUACUGGCGUCAUUACAG
This is a messenger RNA of Linum trigynum, 3535 nucleotides long. The record is from the annotation of a GenBank genome assembly. Lineage: Eukaryota; Viridiplantae; Streptophyta; Magnoliopsida; Malpighiales; Linaceae.